This is a messenger RNA of Alternaria alternata, 1376 nucleotides long. RefSeq lists its product as hypothetical. Gene Ontology annotation, cellular component: mitochondrion; membrane; cytoplasm. The coding region runs from base 140 to 1060 and encodes 306 amino acids. The record is from RefSeq and is a predicted model, not a curated record. Lineage: Eukaryota; Fungi; Ascomycota; Dothideomycetes; Pleosporales; Pleosporaceae. The transcript is spliced from 2 exons.
GCGCGCCGACACUCGGACAACCGUCUGGGCCUCUGUGCGGAGAUGACAAGUCAUAAACCACAACAAACCAUGCCUCACUCUGCGCUGCCUCCUUGAUAUUCCUCGCCCACCACCUCAUGAGAGCCCGCAAACCACCAUCAUGAUCGCUCCUUCCUGCGCCUGGACUCGUGUUGGCUUGAGGCGCAUGCCCAACGCCCCUUACUCCCGGAACACAAACUCGGGAACCGGCUUCGAACGCGCACGCACUCAGGUCCAUCCUUCCAAUGUCACUCGCAGAUGCCAUUUCGAGAAGUCGCACGCGGGUGGCAGGCCGACGGAAACGGCGCGGUCCAUUCCCGGGCCAAGCUGGCUUUGGCUCGACCCCAUCAUCGAACCCUUCCGCGCAUAUGGUCGCGUGCAACAGAGGAGGCCCUACAGGACACAGCUCAUAUCCUCGCUCGUCAUCUAUUUCAUCGGCGACCUAGUGGCCCAGAGCAUUGCGCCUGACGAGUCCAACCAAGUGCUGGAAGUGGUCGACGAUGCAGCGGAAAAGGGCUGGGUCCAAGAAUGGAGCGACAACCGUGACUGGGCCCGUACAGGACGCGCUCUCGCAAUUGGAGGACUGAGCUCUAUCCCAUCGUACAAGUGGUUCCUGUGGUUAUCCAACAGCUUCAACUACAGCUCCAAGACACUCUCUCUGUCAAUCAAGGUCUUCAUCAACCAAGCCUUCUUCACCCCCUUGUUCAACUCGUACUUCUUCGGCAUGCAAUCGCUUCUUUCCGGCGCAACCCUGCCCGAGAUCCUGGAACGCAUCAAGAAUACGGUGCCGACAAGCUGGUACAACAGCUGCAAACUCUGGCCUGCUGUCACAGCCUUCAGCUUCACCUACAUACCUAUAGAAUACCGUAGCAUAUUUGGCGGCGUUAUCGCUAUUGGGUGGCAGACGUAUCUCAGUCUGCUAAACACAAGGGCUGCAGCUAAAGAGGAGAUGGAGCAUGCAGCGAUGCACGACGCGCCAGCAAGCGUGCGAACAACACAAAGGCUUGAGCAUGGUCUGUUCGAGCAAAAAUGCGCUGCGUAGGCUACAUCCGCUGCAAACCGACCUUGGAACACUCUGGACUCGUUCAACAAGGCCCACAACGCGACUAGCGUUUCAACAUUCACCUGCUGCAUCUGCAGCCACUUUUAUUUCUUAUGUCUGAUUCAAGACGGGUAUAUUGCAUUAGAGACGGAGUUACGGAUUCCAUUCGAUACCAGGAGCGCUGCGUAAACGACGCGCGAACACAUCAGUCAUCACAUUAGCAUCUUAUCUACACCUCAAUACAUCUCGUUUGUUUUCGCUAGGCUUCGUCGACCCUAGCCCACGGCCCACUCAACAACAGGAGGUACGCCGGUUC